Molecule: messenger RNA, 4109 nt
Organism: Papilio polytes (common Mormon)
Lineage: Eukaryota; Metazoa; Arthropoda; Insecta; Lepidoptera; Papilionidae
Gene: LpR1
Product: low-density lipoprotein receptor
Exons: 16
Coding region: 231-2960 (909 amino acids)
Cellular component (GO): plasma membrane
Molecular function (GO): calcium ion binding; protein binding
Source: RefSeq, a predicted model, not a curated record
ACAUUCGCCGUCGCGUUCGUACCGCUGGCACGUAAAAGUAACCUACAAACGUUUGUGAAUUAACUAAUAAUACAAAUGUUGCUUGUAUUUUUACAAUAAAACGGUGUUAUUACUUAUUUAGUGAAAUACACAUUUAACUGAAGUGAUACAACUGAAGGAUCAUAUUGGAUUUAAUUAUAAAGUGUUACAACACAGUGAAUUUGGCGAAAUCAAAAGUUUCUAAGGACAAAAUGUUCAUUUUGGUGGGCUGUCAUCGGGCAGCCCCCAAAUAUUGUGGAAAGAUGUGGUGGUAUAUUUUAUUUAGUGUAUUGUUUACAAAGACAUUUGCAGUGACGGGUUCUAAUAUUACUACACUUUCUUCCAGCAAGGUGUGCUCGCAAAAGCAAUUCCAAUGUGCGAACGGGAAGUGCAUACCGAUAUCGUGGUUGUGUGAAGGAGACAACGAUUGUGGCGACAACUCAGAUGAAAAUAUUGAGGAAUGCAAAAAAGAAAGUCGUACGUGCACAGCAAACGAGUUCCGAUGCAAGACUGGCCGCUGCAUCCCGCUGUCGUGGCGAUGUGACAACGAGAAGGACUGCUCCGACGGCUCCGACGAAGAAUCUGGCACAUGCAAAGUGGAGGCGUGCGGCCCUGAAGAGUUCACGUGCCGAGGGAAGCAUGGAGAAUGCGUGCCGCUCACCUGGAUGUGCGACGACAACCCCGACUGCUCGGAUGGGUCCGAUGAAAAAGCAUGCAAUGAGACAUGUCGCGCGGACGAGUUUACUUGUGGGAACGGCAAGUGCAUCCAGCAGAGGUGGGUGUGCGACGGCGACGACGAUUGCAGUGACGGCAGCGAUGAAGCCAAGUGCCCGGCGCCUACCUGCCAGCCGCACGCGCACUUCUCCUGCGCUGAUGGUCACUGUAUCUCCGCUAGGUGGCGCUGCGAUAGAGAUAUCGAUUGCCCGGACGGCAGUGAUGAAGCGGGUUGUCCAACAUCACCAAAGGUGAUUUCCCCCUGCGUGUCUACUGAGUUCCAAUGCCACGAUCGUGUAACAUGCGUGCACAAGACAUGGGUGUGCGACGGAGACCGCGACUGCCCUGAUGGCGGGGACGAGGCGCCGGAGAUCUGCAGAGGCAAUGUCACUUGCCGCAUCGACCAGUUCCAGUGUAAAGACCACAGUUGCAUACCCGGCGCCCUCUACUGCAAUGGAGAGAAAGACUGUCCCGAUGGAAGCGAUGAGCUGAAUUGCACGCGACCUAAGCCGAUCUGCGACAGUAAGACGGAGUUCGACUGUGGCGGCGGCAUGUGCAUCCCGCUGUCAAAAGUGUGCGACAAGAAACCCGAUUGCCCUAACUUCGAGGACGAGCCACGGGAUCGCUGCGGAGCUAACGAAUGCGCGACCAACAAUGGUGGCUGCACGCAGCGCUGCGUCGACACACCUGUCGGAUACUACUGCGAUUGUGAUAAAGGAUACAAGCUAGUCGACAAUCGCACGUGUGAAGACAUAGACGAGUGCCUGGACCCGGGCUCCUGCUCCCAAGUGUGCAGCAACGAGAAGGGUACCUUCAAGUGCGAGUGCUACUCGGGCUACGCACGCGACCCGCGCGACCGGACGCGCUGCAAGGCCACCGAAGGUCAUCCCUCGCUGCUGUUCGCCCGUCGCUUUGACAUCCGCAAGAUCAGCCUCGAUCACCACGAAAUGGUCGCUAUCGUGAACGACACGAAGUCAGCAACAGCUUUAGAUUACGUGUUCCGCACAGGAAUGAUAUUCUGGAGUGAUGUCACCGAUGAGAAGAUAUACAAAGCUCCUAUCGACGAGGGCAGUCUUCGUACAGUAGUGAUCGGCGACCAGUUGAUAACAUCAGACGGGCUGGCGGUGGACUGGAUCUACAACCACUUGUACUGGACGGACACCGGCAAGAACCACAUCGAGCUCUCCGACCUGCAGGGCAACAUGAGGAAGAUACUCAUCAGAGAUAGUCUGGAGGAGCCAAGGGCUAUCGCCCUCAAUCCCCUCGACGGAUGGAUGUACUGGACUGACUGGGGUCAGAACCCGAAGAUCGAGCGCGCGGGUAUGGAUGGCUCGCAUCGCCAGACAAUCGUGUCUUAUGACGUCAAAUGGCCCAACGGUCUAACGCUGGAUCUCGUCAGGAAACGAGUAUAUUGGGUGGAUGCUAAAAUGAACACGAUAUCAUCAUGUAACUACGACGGCACUGCGCGACGCCUCAUCCUGUACUCAACUGAUGUGCUUCGACAUCCCUUCUCCAUUACGACCUUCGAGGACUGGGUGUAUUGGACCGACUGGGACAAGACUGCGGUCUUCCGCGCCAACAAGUUUAAUGGGAAAAACGUUGAACCUAUCACUUCGACUCACACGCUGCAGAACCCGAUGGUGAUCCACGUGUACCACCCCUACCGGCAGCCGGAUGGCGUGAACCACUGCGCGGCGGUGAACGGGCACUGCUCCCACCUGUGCUUGCCCGCGCCGCAGCUGGGCCCUGCUGCGCCGCGCGUCGCCUGCGCCUGCCCCACCGGUCUACGCCUGCUACCAGACAACCAGAUGUGCGUCGAGGACAAUGCAAUAAAGCCAGAUGUGGAGGUGCAUAAACCGAGAAAUGGUUCAAAUGAACCAAUAGUUAUUCACGAAAAACCUGUAACCACUGUACCUGAAACUCCAAAGACCAACACGGGAAUCUCAUCGAGCGGGCGCGACGCGGGCGUCGUCGCCGGCAUUGUGAUAGCAGUCAUUACAGGAGUUGUUGUACUUGCUGCAUUGAUAAUUGUUGUAAUGUACCGUCACUACAUGCACCGCAACGUUACAUCAAUGAACUUCGACAAUCCGGUGUACAGGAAGACAACGGAGAACCAAUUCGCUCUGGAGCAGAAUGGCUACGCGCCGGGCAGCAAGCUCUACCCCAGCACCGUCGGCGAAGAGGCACAAGAACCUCUUAAUACUCCCGGUACAAACGAGUAUGUAUAGUGCGAGAUCCGGCACACAGUUUAUAAUAAUAUCGUUAAAUGUGAAAAGGAAACAAAGGACAUGUUGCUGGAAAUGUGAUUGAACCAGUGAACGGAACAUACCAAUGUUGUAUAGUGCUUAACCCAAAACAAAUAGCGUUUAGUGUAAGAAAAUAAGACAGCUAGAAUAUAAGUUAUCUGUGGAGUGGCGCCACUGUCGCUAUUUCAAUACUAACUGCUUUAGUUUCAUUUCCCGCCACUUUACAGAUAAACGGUCGAAUCGAAUAUCGUAACGAUAUGGAUUUCAAAAUGGCGACCAUGUCUGUCAUCUGAUAUUUCAGUUGGAUAUACGUACAAUUGAAUUUAGCUUUGAUAUCGCACAUUUCGGUAGAUGUGAUAUUCUCAUUUUUUAGACUGUGAAUAGUUUGUAGAGCUAUAAAUUAAUGGCAGUUACAAUGAUGCUUUAUUUAAAUUAAUUAUACAACUUUUAUAUUCGAUUUUAGUUAGAUUGUGUUGAAUCGAAAUAAUUUAUGAAUUCGAAUAUUUUGUAUUCAUUGUAGAUAAAAUGUACUUAUUAGAUGAAAUUUAAUUGAAAAUACAGAGAUAUAUCGGCGAAUGUAUACACUUAAAUUAUGUAGGAAAAAAAGUAUAUUUAUUUCACUGUGUGUUCGCUUGUAUUAUUUAUUUAAAAUUUAUGUUUUAAAUUGGCUUAUGAAUGUUAGAGAGGUAGACUGCGAUGUAAUUUCGUGUGCCAAAUUUUAUGCAAUCAAAUUGAUGUCUUUUUAAAAAUAUUCUUGUAGAUUUGUGGUAGUAUAAGAGAAAAAUGCGCAAAUUGUAUUUAUUUGAUUAUACUUCUAAAGAGUUAUAUAUACAGUUAUGUACUACAGUUUUUAAUGUUUAUAUAUUUUAUGUAAAGGUUGUGUUUUGCUAUCCAACAAUAUAUUUACUAUAUUAUAUUUGUAACGGUUGCUUUUGAAUUGGAAUGUAAUUUAAUCGAGCAAAAUCCUGCCAAAAUCCUCUUAAUCUAUCUUAAUAUAGAUAUAUUCUGUAACAAUUACUAUAUACAUUUAAUACUUGAUGCACAUUUCAUACGAUAUACGUAGCUCAAUAAGUGUCGUCACUCAAAUAUUGUGUAAAUAUUAUCAAUAAAAUAAUUAUGUAAAAUGUGUUA